Camponotus floridanus (Florida carpenter ant) is the source of this 3663-nucleotide messenger RNA. RefSeq lists its product as uncharacterized. The transcript is spliced from 6 exons. Bases 216 to 3362 code for a protein of 1048 amino acids. NCBI's taxonomy places the organism in Eukaryota, Metazoa, Arthropoda, Insecta, Hymenoptera, Formicidae. The record is from RefSeq and is a predicted model, not a curated record.
CACCACGUACUCACGUAGUCUCGGUGCACUGGUCCCUUUAAAAUUUGAAUUGCUGUCGGUUACAAAGUCCAUCGCAACCGCACUCGGCGAGAGGUUGCGACAAGUGGCGACCUGUUGAAUGUCGUGCUGAAUCCAGUGGACGAGGAAUUGGACGAGGAUCUGCGACGUGAACCAGUUGGAGUAAUAAUAGUAUAAACGCGAACGCAGACGUAAGGAUGUCGGAUUCGAGCGGGGACAACGCCAAGUACAAGUGGACGCCCGAGAGCACCGCGCUUCUCGUCUCAGUGUGGUCCGAUCGACAAGUACAGAAGCAGCUCGAAUAUGCUCCCCGGCCACAGAUAAUUUGGGAAAGCGUAGCACGUUACAUGAGAAAGAAAGGCUACAAUGUCGUAGGCAAGCAGUGUCGAUCGCGCAUGAAGCAGGUGCUCGUGUGCUAUCGUGAGGCCAAACGAGCGGGCACUCGUGCUGGUGUGGAACAAUACUAUGAGACCAUUGAUCUAGUGUUAAAGAAUAAGCGAUUGGAGCAGACCAAUAUCAAUGUUGGCGUGGACACAGUAGAUGCAACCGCCAAUUAUGUGAAAUCACCUCCAAAGGAUGUGAAGACUAACAAGAAUUUGCAGAUGAGAUUGAAAGUUCAGGAGCCUGUGCAAUCUCUCUUUCGAACGGAGGCUCUAUCCCCUACAUGGACAAUAGGAUGUGAAAAUGAUUAUCCAGAUUCACCCGAAUCCAAUGAGACCAUAAUAGCCAAGCCAUAUAGAGUGUUCUCCCCUACAAGAGAUGUUGCUAUAAAUACUGGCGAGCGUUUUGUUCAAAUUGGCAAUCGAGCCGUACAAACAAAUCCAAUAGAGAAACCAAUGCGAGAGAACUAUCAGCCAAACUUACUGACUUCUUAUCCAUAUGGAGAAAUUCCUUAUCAGAAUACAGUGCAAAAUGUUCAAAAUCAGAUUAUUCAAGAAAACAUGCAACAAUAUCAAAAUAUCCAGCAGCAAAAUUGUGGAAUCGGAUGGAAUCAAUUGCCGCAACGGAAUGUGCCGGCGAACAAUCAGUUCGGUUACCAACACAAUGUGAAUCAGCAAUCCUUGCCAAAUGGAAUAACGCAGCAGAACGUAAUGCAGAAUUUUAAUGUGGAAAAUACAGCGCGUCAACAAAAUCAGUUGCAGCAAGGAGCACUGUAUGCAGAUAAUCGGGCAAUGCCGCAAGAACCGUGUAAAGUCGCGUACAGGCAAAACUUGGCGACGGCCUAUAGACAAUAUCAAGAUACUCGCCUGACUUGUACAACGAAUGUCAAACAAAACGGAUUACUGUCGCCAGACUAUUCACCGGAUGUGUCGCAGAACUUGAAUGAUGGUUUCUGCUUGUCGAAAAGCGAUGAGAAAACACAUAAUUUGAACGAGACGUAUAAUCAACCCGCUAAUUUGGACAAUCCCAAUGUAGUGGACGCGACUGUCAUGACGAAUAAUGCGACUUGUAACGACGACAGUAUGUUAUUGGAAUUUUUGUUGGAUUCGCCCAUUCCAUCGGAGAAUGGUGGAAAGUCACGGGAUAGCGCCGUGAAUACCGAUGAAAUGCCGAGUGCACCGUUUAGAAAAAAGAAAGCACAAAAAUUAGAACAGCUUGUGCUUAACGCGAUUAAUUCUCAAAAUGAAGUCGUCAAUAAGAUUUUAGCCGUACAAAACGAUAUGGUGACACGAUUUCUCGAUGUAGACAGAGAUCGACAGAAUAGGCUCGAGAAUAGAUUGGAUCAUUUACUGAACGUUGUCCAUGCUACAGUACUUAAUAAAAACGAUACGUCCUCGUCAUCGCCACCAUUGCCGGAACCUGCGAUUACUUCCUUGCUUCCGCCACCGAAGCCUGGAAUGAUCCCGCCCAAGUUGGACUUAGUUCCGCCAAAGCCUUGUCGUGUUCCUUGCACAAUACCGAAUUCAAAUAUCGAGCUAGUUAAUCAGAACCCUAUUUUGACUAGACCCGGUGUAAUAUCGCCGAUCGCUGUCAGUCCAGCAGGCAGAAAACUCGGCGCGAUAUGGUCAAAAUUAGGUCCGGUAUCCACGUCACCGUUUGUGAAAGCUCAACAACGGCUCGGUCUUCAGCUUAUGUAUAAUAAUGAUGCUCGUACGCAAUCCUCAGCGGAAAGACGCAUCGCGAAAGAAACGGGUAAACUGCAUAUGGAUAAGCAAAGUUUAAUAUACGAGACGGCUAAGUUGCUGGAGAUGGAACGUGAGCUCGAGGCGAGAAUAGAAAACGCACGAUUGGAAAUGAAUAUGAAUCAAAUUUUAACUGCACGCAGAAAGCUAUUCACGCAACGAGAACCCACUCCUAUUAUAAUACUCACUGCAGCUUUCUUAGACGCCGAGUGUCGCGCUUGCGAACAAGAUCCGCCUUAUUGCGACACCUGGGAAUCGCGGAAGAAGAUGUUUAAGUACACGCAGAAGGAUGAUCUUCUGGCUGGACAGGGCGAAAGUUACGAGUGUUUGCGUCAAUUAAAUGUGGCAACUCGACACAAUUAUCCGGACUGCGAACCGUACGAUACAUCGACUCCAGCGAAAUUACCAUUCAAUAAUAUCACCAAUAAUGACACUACAGAGCCAAAACAGACUAUCCAACAAUUGGCGCGACUUGUGAUGAACAGCGCGAGAUGGCGAGAUACUGCACUACAGAGUCAGCAGCAAAACAAAGUUCAUUCCGCAGCUGCAAUUCGACCGGUAAACCAAAACACUGAUAUCGAAUACAAUGCGACUUUCACUGCUCCGAAGGCGAAUGCACCUCCGCCAGUUCCCGAAGAACAAGGUUUCAUGAAGGGUUAUGAUGUAACGCAACAAAAACAAGGCAAUCAUAAUGAAGCAACAUCUGAUGCUGGACCACUGAAAAAUGAUUUAUGUGGUCAAUCCAAAUUUCCAAUAGGAUUUACCACCACUAUGUUAACCAUUAAUGAUCAGAAAAGCACCACUUUACCAAGACAAACAAAUGGCAGAGCGGUUAAAUCAUUAAGAUUCAGUGAGAACCCAUUGAACGAUCGCAAAAACAACGUUCGUUUUAUGGAUGAGGCGCUGGCUGAAUUACAACGAAUGUAUAUCGAACGUCAAGCCGCUCAAAAAUCAGAAAUAUUGCCCUUUACAGAUAAUAAUGGCGUGAUGAGCAUACAGAAUCUCAAUAUGAUAGAGCGUUACGUGAGCGAUCUGAAGAAAUCGAUCAAGGACAAGGAUACAGAUUCAGACAACGAUGAUGAGUUUCUCGAUACUACCACUAGUAUGCAUCCGACAUGCGUGGCACGUAGAGGCUCGCUGACAUCGAAUGGUACAGCAUCCACGGAGACAGCUAAUUCGUUAAAGCUCGGUAAAACGGCAGCUAACUGCAGAAUAAGUUAAAGAGAAAGAAAGAAUCUCAAAUAUAUAUGAUAUUUUAUAUUUUUAUUUUUAAUUUGCGCGACUCAUGUCUUCCUAAUAAUUGCUCAACUGUGUGCGUCAGUUCCUCAUCACUUGUUAUUUCAUGAAACACAUAUUAUUUUUCUAUCAAUGUUAUUGUCUGAUCAUUAUGAUCAUCAUGAAAUCGCUUUAAAAUUCUAUGAAGAUUAAAAUUUAAAUUAAUCUAAUAUUUAAACUGAGCUAAUACACAUGACUCUUAUUAAACCUCAAAUACUCGCUUAUAGAAAAUUAUAAAUAAAUAUUA